AUGGCUCUGCAGGAGGCGAAGCCCCAGGGCAGGAGCGAAGCUGGGCUGGCGGCGCGGGAGCCCAGGGACCGGCCCCAGGAGCAAGGGCUCUGCGGAGCGGGCGGGAUCGCCGCGCGCUGCCAGGGCGUGAGGAGCUCCGGGACCCGCGGGUCCGAGAAUGUGCUGCCGCUGCGGCUGCCGCUGCGGCCGCUGCUGCUGGGACUCUUGCUGCUGGUUGCCCUCUCCGGGCACUGCCGGGCUGACUCGGGGACAGACAAACUACAGAUACAUGUCACUCCGACCUCAGAGUCCUUUCCCCUUGGGAAAUUGUUACCAAUUUCACCAACAUGGCCUUUCUUGGAAGUCAAGUCUUCCUCAGCAGCAGACAGAAUCAAGAAUGUGCUGGGACAGCCUCCUGACAACACAACAUUGCCACAGCUAUCCCAGACACCUCUGCCCAAGGCACACCGUAGGACCAGGGCUCAUGUGGACUUCUCUUCAUCCUUUUACCAAGGAAGUGGACAUAGCGCCUCCAUGGAUCUUGUCAAGGACCCCACUGAGACUCUGGUCCAAACAAGGCCUGAAGGGGGAAGAGAAGCAGCGCACAUGUCAGUGGAAACCUCAGUGUCCUCCAAGGGAGAACUGUCAGCAACCGCAGCCGCUGCCGCCGCCACCACCACAUUGUUUCUGAGAAAAUCAAGUCCAGAGCCAUUGUCUGCAGCCCUGACUGCUAAGGGCACUGGCAGCAGCAGCAGCAGCAGCAGCAACUUAGCCAAGAGCAGUUUGACCACUGCUCUAGCUAAAAAUGUCACCAACAAGGCAGCAUCAGGCCCAAAGGUGACAGCAGGGACAAUCCACACAGCCUUCCCAUUCACACCAACCUACAUGCUUGCCCGGACAGCACACAGCAUGAGCACGCACACAGCCAUGCAAGGGACCACAGGCCCUGUGUCAGGCCUGUUGUCCACAACACACUUCCCUAAGAAGCCACAAGCCAUGCACACUGGCCUCCCUAAUCCUACCAGGCCAGACACACCCAGAGCAUCCACGUCCCGCCCACUGACAGUCACAGCUGGGCUAACAUCCAUUACAGCAUCAGUAAAGGCCACGAGACUGCCAUCUUUGCAGACAGGAAACACAGAUGCUGCUUUUCCGGCUGUGUCUACUGCAAUGGUCACAACUGGCAGAAUGGCAUCCAACUUGGACUGUCAGAUGUCCCACAAGUUCCUAGUGAAGACAGUCUUCUUCCUAACUCAGAGGAGAAUACAAAGCAGUGAGUCCUUGAAGCUUGGUGUGACCAAAGGGCUCACGCAGGCAUUGCGGAAGGCUUUCCACCAGAACGACGUCUCUGCUCACGUGGACAUUCUGGAAUAUUCUCAUAAUGUCACAGUUGGCUAUUAUGCUACCAAAGGGAGGCUGGUGUAUUUGCCGGCUGUGGUGAUGGACAUGCUGGGUGUGUAUGGAGUCAGCAAUGUCACUGCCGAUCUGAAGCAGCACACUCCCAACUUACAGUCUGUGGCGGUGCUUGCCUCUCCAUGGAAACCCCAGCCUGCAGGUGCCGUCCAGCUGAAGACAGUGCUGCAGUUUGUAAGCCAGUCAGACAACAUCCAGUCCUGCAGGUUUGCCCAGACAAUGGAGCAGAGGCUGCAGAAGGCAUUCCAGGAUGCAGAGAGGAAGGUCCUCAACACCAGGAGCAACCUGACAGUUCAGAUCGUGAGCACGUCCAACGCCUCUCAAGCCGUCACACUGGUGUAUGCGGUGGGCAAUCAGAGCUUGUUCCUCAACGGCACCGUGGCCAGCAGCCUCCUUAGCCAGCUCUCAGCUGAGCUGGUGGGAUUCUACCUCACCUACCCUCCACUCACCAUCGCUGAACCACUGGAAUAUCCCAACCUCGACACAUCAGAGACAACCAGAGACUACUGGGUUAUCACAGUGCUCCAGGGUGUGGACAACUCGCUGGUGGGCCUGCACAACCAGAGCUUUGCCCGGGUCAUGGAGCAGCGCCUGGCUCAACUGUUCAUGAUGUCCCAGCAACAGGGCCGGCGGUUUAAACGUGCUACCACCUUGGGAAGCUACACAGUGCAGAUGGUAAAGAUGCAGCGAGUGCCAGGACCAAAGGACCCAGCAGAGCUGACGUACUACACGCUGUACAACGGGAAGCCACUACUGGGGACUGCAGCAGCCAAGAUCCUGAGCACCAUCGACUCCCAGAGGAUGGCCCUGACCCUGCAUCACGUUGUCCUUCUACAAGCUGACCCCGUGGUAAAGAAUCCACCCAACAACCUGUGGAUCAUCGCUGCGGUGCUGGCUCCCAUCGCCGUGGUCACCGUCAUCAUCAUCAUCAUCACGGCUGUGCUCUGUAGGAAGAACAAGAACGACUUCAAGCCGGACACCAUGAUAAACCUGCCUCAGAGAGCAAAGCCUGUGCAAGGCUUUGACUAUGCCAAGCAGCAUCUGGGCCAGCAAGGGGCAGAUGAGGAGGUCAUCCCUGUGACUCAGGAAACGGUGGUCCUCCCCAUACCUGUCAGAGAUACUCCUCAGGAAAGAGACACGGCUCAGGACGGCAGCACUAUCAAGACGGCUAAGUCCACUGAAACCAGAAAGAGCAGGUCGCCCAGUGAGAAUGGCUCUGUCAUCAGCAACGAAUCAGGGAAGCCCAGCUCAGGGAGGCGCUCACCCCAGAAUGGAAUGACACAGCAGAAAGUGACAAAGGAGGAGUCCAGGAAGAGAAAUGUGACAGCGAGUGAUGAAGAGGAGGGAGCAGGGCUCUUUGACAGCGCUGGCAAGGCGGCAGCAGAUCCCUUUGACACGUCUUCUGGAUCCGUCCAGCUCAUCGCUAUCAAACCGUCAGCUCUGCCCGUAGUGCACCCCGCCUCCUCCGACAGGGGCCAGGAGUCCUCAGCAGCGCUCAAUGGCGAGGUGAACAAGGCUCUGAAGCAGAAAUCGGACAUUGAGCACUACAGGAACAAGCUGCGCCUGAAAGCCAAGAGGAAAGGGUAUUAUGACUUCCCCCCAGUGGAAGCAAACAAAGGCCUGACAGAGAGGAAGAUGUAUGAGAAAGCCCCAAAAGAAAUGGAGCAUGUUUUGGACCCAGACCCAGAACUGUGUGCUCCCUUUGCAGAGUCUAAAAACAGGCAACAGAUGAAGAACUCUGUCUACCGAAGCCGGCAGUCUCUGAAUAGCCCGAGUCCCGGAGAAACUGAGAUGGAUCUUCUGGUCACACGCGAGAGACCUCGUCGUGGAAUCCGGAACAGCGGAUACGACACUGAGCCUGAGAUCAUAGAAGAGACCAAUGUGGACAGAGUCCAUGAGCCACGGGGCUACAGCAGGGCACGGCAGGUGAAGGGCCACUCAGAGACCUCCACACUGAGCUCGCAGCCUUCCAUCGAUGAGGUCCGGCAGCAGAUGCACAUGCUUCUGGAGGAAGCCUUCAGCCUGGCAUCUGCUGGCCAUGCAGGCCAAAGCCGGCACCAGGAGCCCUAUGGCUCCACUCAGCACCUGCCAUACUCAGAGGUGGUGACCAGUGCUCCGGGGACCAUGACACGGCCCAGGGCUGGAGUGCAAUGGGUGCCCACCUACCGACCAGAAAUGUACCAAUACAGUCUGCCCCGGCCGGCUUACAGGUUCUCUCAGCUUCCUGAAAUGGUCAUGGGCUCUCCCCCGCCACCUGUUCCUCCCCGAACAGGCCCAGUGGCAGUGGCUUCCCUCAGGCGGUCCACCUCAGACAUCGGCAGCAAGACCCGGAUGGCAGAGUCCACGGGACCUGAGCCCACCCAGUUGCAUGACAGUGCCUCAUUUGCCCAGGUGUCCAGAGGUCCUGUGUCCGUGACGCAGUUGGAUCAAUCGGCUUUAAAUUACUCAGGUAACACGGUGCCAGCGGUGUUUGCCAUCCCAGCUGCCAACAGACCCGGCUUCACCGGCUACUUCAUCCCAACACCACCCUCAUCCUACAGGAGCCAGGCCUGGAUGUCCUAUGCAGGAGAGAACGAGCUCCCUAGCCAGUGGGCUGAUUCGGUCCCUCUUCCUGGGUACAUCGAGGCCUACCCCCGGUCACGUUAUCAACAGAGCUCCCCCUCCAGGCUCCCUCGCCAGUAUAGCCAGCCAACCAACCUUCACCCUAGCCUAGAGCAGGCCCCUGUCCCCUCUGCAGCUGCCUCACAGCAGAGCCUGACAGAAAAUGAGCCUCCAGACACUCCGUUGACUAACAUCUCCACUGCAGCCCUUGUGAAGGCUAUCCGAGAAGAAGUAGCCAAGUUGGCCAAGAAGCAGACAGACAUGUUUGAGUUCCAGGUCUGA
Grammomys surdaster is the source of this 4275-nucleotide messenger RNA. Its product is annotated as KIAA1549 like. Bases 1 to 4275 code for a protein of 1424 amino acids. NCBI's taxonomy places the organism in Eukaryota, Metazoa, Chordata, Mammalia, Rodentia, Muridae. The record is from RefSeq and is a predicted model, not a curated record. The transcript is spliced from 21 exons.